This is a messenger RNA of Eruca vesicaria subsp. sativa (arugula), 763 nucleotides long. Lineage: Eukaryota; Viridiplantae; Streptophyta; Magnoliopsida; Brassicales; Brassicaceae. The record is from the annotation of a GenBank genome assembly.
AAGAAUACUCCCGCGCGUUUUGAAAGCAAUGCAGCCACAUAAGAUUUACAUUAAUACCUCUCCAAAAAUCGUUUCUAUAAUAACCCGUGACUGCUUGAAAACUGAUCAUAGUUUCCAUAAUAUUCAUAUCACGAGAGGAAACCCUAGGUAGGUAGGUAGGUAGGUUAAAAGAGAAGCUUAUUAAUUAGCGGCCGGGGUCUCUCUCUCUCUCUAUAGGGUAGUAGCCACUCAUAUCGUCAAUGGAUGAGCUGAAGAGUCUAGAGAAAAACAAAGGUAAACACAACAAGCCGAAGCCAUGGGACGUUGACCCAGACAUGGACCGUUGUUUGGACCGUUGGGAACUCGAGAAGAAGUUCGAUCCGUCAUGGAACCCGACUGGUAUGCUCGAAGUCAGCUCCUUCUCCAGAGUGUAUCCUAAACGCAGAGAGAAGCAUAUUCUCAAGUGUUGGCACAGAGUCAAAUCAGCUCUCAAGGAACACGGCGUCUCCUGCAAGCUCAACCUCGUUGAACGUUACAUGACUGUUUCAACCACUAAGAAGACAAGAGAUCCGUACAUCAUUGUCAAGGCUAGAGACUUGCUUAGGCUUCUCGCGAGAAGUGUCCCUUCUCGUCAGGCAAUUAAGAUUCUCGAAGACGACAUGGCUUAUGAUAUCAUCAAUAUCGGAGUUUUUUGCCUCGAACAGAUGUAUACUUUCCAGCUGUCACAUGAUUGAUAAAAGUACAGCAGACACGGUUAUAUAUGUGUAAAAUUUAGUAAGACUUU